Coprinopsis cinerea okayama7#130 is the source of this 2862-nucleotide messenger RNA. RefSeq lists its product as hypothetical. The transcript has 5 exons. The coding region runs from base 1 to 2862 and encodes 953 amino acids. NCBI's taxonomy places the organism in Eukaryota, Fungi, Basidiomycota, Agaricomycetes, Agaricales, Psathyrellaceae. The record is from RefSeq and is a predicted model, not a curated record.
AUGGGGAACAACACAAGCGCCCUCAAUGGCCAUGCCAACAGCCUCUAUCCAUCUGCCAUUGGUUCAUUCCAGACGUCGCGCGCGUUUGUGAAUCCAGCCCAGAGCACAUCCAUGCCACAGUUCAACGCGGGCCCUUCCAAGCCGUCGUUCAGACGCCCGGGUCCAGCUUCUUCACCGCCGCCACCACCCCCAGGCGCAGCGGCUCCUGUCCCUGGGUCCAUCUAUCAACCAACUAGUGUGCCGACCCAGGUCGCCCCGAUCGUCCAGGGCAAACCCCGGAUCUUUGCCGCCAUGGGCAACGUCGACGAGGCAGACCCUCCGAAACCUGUCCAGAAUUUCACGGCCAAUGUCUCCCAACCGUAUCCAUCCAAUCAGUCUCCUAAUCAACGACCAGUCCAGGCCACGACCGGCUACAGCCCACCGACGACGACGACCGUUUCCUAUAGCAAUGGCCAUCACCCUGUUGAUGUUCAGCGCACUCCUCGCAUGAGCGAGCCUCGACCUCUCCCUCAGUCACCCCCUCGCACUCCCCAGCACCACCAACAGCACAAUGGACCAGGCAUUCAAAGCCCUCCUCGUUCGCGGAAGCUCAGCAAGGUGCGCCAGCCCUCUGACGUUUCGACGACGCUUCCCAACGUGUCUUCGACUUCUAUUAUGUCGGCUUCGGUCGAAAGUCUACACUCGACUGGACACGGCAAGGUUCACCAGCACAAUGGACAUCGUACGCUUGCCAAAUCUCAGCCUGUCCCUUUACGUCCUACUUCGUCUUCUGGACAUAAGCGAAGUCUAAGCCGUUCGCCGACGAAACAAGAACAGCUUCAGCAACAACAGCAGCAGCAGCAGCAGCAGCAGGAAGAACAACCGGCGCAUGUUGAUGAAGAAACUAUUAGGAAAGCUGGGAUCCCACUCGACGAUGAUCCGUUUGCCAAGGUCGAGGGCGUGAAGAUGCUCAAGCCCAGCUCGUCCCCGUCUAAAGAGGGUUCGAUCAAGCGCCAUCGAUCGAAGGGGAAGGACGAAGUCAAGUCUACUGCUGGCGACGAUGCCUCGAGCACGGUUACACGCGAGGAUCAGCAAUCACAACUUUCUGUUCCCCGAGAUUCGACUUCGCGAAGGACCAAGGACAAGGACACGAUCGAUUCGGCUUCAGUCGCGGCUAGCGCUACGAGUGCCCAGACGUCUGAAGAAAGGAGGAGGGAGAGGCGAGAGCGCAGGGCCCGGGAGAAGGAGGAGCGGAAGGCGAGAGAACGGGAGGCUGCAAAGGCUGCCGCUGCGGCCCAGGCGGAAGCUGAAGCUGCCGCGUCCAGGGCAAGCGAUAAUGUGGACCCCGAGUUGGAGGGUGAGAUCGAGCCUGUGGUGGAUGAAGAACUCGAAGCUCUCAAUAAACUCGAGGAGAAAUUCUUCCCGCUCACGCAAUUCAUUGGAAACCCUCAACUCUUGGGCCACUUGCUUUCCUUCAUGACCUUCUAUGAUUGGUGUAUCCUCUCGAGUAUUUCGCGCGAGAUCAGGAUCAUGCUGGUCCAGAGUGCUCCCUUGCGGGAGGAGGUGUUGGAGCGGUUCCUCAGGACGGACCUCGCGGACUACAUGCGUGGCGUAUCCACCCCAUCUCAUGAAUACGCUCGGGUGGCCAAGAUGUACGUGCACUCGCUGACAGUGCAUCCUUCUGUUCGAGAUCCAUCUCUGGAGCACACGAUACGAUGUCUGACGGCAUCCACUCGAGCUUACACGCGUGUUGUCCUUCGAUUACGCGCCCAAGCCGAGAAGGAGGCGAGUGUUGCCAGUGCCAAUCCCCAGCGUGCCGCCUCAGUACCUCCACACCCUCCUUCCGCCGCUGGUGCUGCCAAAGCGGCCAACAAUGGCUACUACGGAAACAUGAACGGCUAUUCAUCAUCUCGCUCGCAGUCCCGGCCAUCCAGUCGCGCCCCAUCUCCGACCAUGUCCAACUAUUCCCACUCUUACGCCUCGUCGCAGUAUGGCCACAGCAGUCAACCUGGAUUGUCUAGCACCACCAUGAUGCACCAGAAUUCAUCUCAGACGAGCUUGACGUUCCGUUCGCCAUUGUUCCGACUCCGUCGUGCACCGCUGCUUCGCGUCUUUGUUCCUUCACCCGAGGGUGAUUGGCUCUCGGACAAGAGCGUGUUGGACUGCGAGGCCGAGUGUAAGAAGGCAGGCGUGCUUCAUUUGAUGAGGAUGGGGGAUGUAGUGUGGGAUAUUGCUGUUGGCGAUGAAGGCAAUGUUGGUCGGCUUGUGUAUGAUGGCAAAUAUCUGAUUGACUUGGAUUACACGUACAAUCCGAUUGGCGACCUUCCCAAGUAUAUCCCCACUUUGGCCUUCCCUCCCUCUUAUUUCCAUCGCGUUAUUCGGACGGGUCCUGUCACCAGCAACCCGAUUGCACAUAUCGAUAUCUCCCCCUGGGGUGAAGAGAUUGCGGCUAAUCUCCAAUUGUUGCAGGAUCGAGUCAAGACUGAAACUCCUCAAGGAGCAUACCAUAAUGUCGUUCGCUGGGUGCACCGGUCCUCGUUCGCGAUACGACCGCCUGCGCGUGUGAUGCAGAGGGGUACGAGUGUGAAUGGGCGUGCUCAGCCGCAUACGCCUCGAAUUCCGAUCCCUGAAACUGAUAAUUUGUUCAUUGAUUCGGGGUGGUAUGGGACGAUUGUGGUGGAGACUGAAGGGACGAACGAGGCGCUUGCUGAUUUGCAAGAACGGUGUGGCCCGCGUGCGUUCCCGCCGCGACCCAAGCCUUUGAACCCGGCCAUGGCCAAAGCGAGGGAGGAGAACCGGAAGGUGUUUAGGAUUCUUAGAGAGAAGAGUCGGCCUGGGGAGAUCUGGAUCAGGGCUGUCUCGAUCAAAGAACGACUUUUGUAA